Vidua chalybeata is the source of this 1798-nucleotide messenger RNA. RefSeq lists its product as uncharacterized. The record is from RefSeq and is a predicted model, not a curated record. Bases 95 to 1633 code for a protein of 512 amino acids. Lineage: Eukaryota; Metazoa; Chordata; Aves; Passeriformes; Viduidae. The transcript is spliced from 5 exons.
CAGCUACUGUGUCUCUGGAGCAAGAGUCAGAGUGGGAUCACAACACCAUGAGAGCCCCACAAGACCACACCUGGGAGAAGGAAAUACCAGCAAAAUGGACCCUGAACUGCUGAACCUCCCACUUGCAGUCAAGAUCCCUGUGGCACCUGGAUCCAAGCCUGUCUUCUGCAGGGGAAAGCUGGGUGAAAAGCUCCACUGUCCAUUUCCUUAUUUCACUCUGGAUGAUCCCUACUGCCACCACCUCAGCCCAGCAUACAACUGCCUGCAUGACCCCGUCCUUCGGGACUACCACAAGCGCAAGGAUGUGCUGCAGUUGCUGAAGAAACAGGGCUUUGUCACCAGUGACAACAAGGUGAUUUGCACUGUGAAGGAGUUCAAUGAGUACAGGCAGUACCUGACCAGGACCAAGCUGCAGUCAGAGCAAUUCUUGAGGCAACAAGAGGAAGGGCUUCUGCCAUCCUGGGCCCAAUUAAAGCAUGGCCCCAACCUGCCAGGAACUGCCAACACUUCCUGCCAGGGGAAGCGGCGGCUGCAGCCUCAAAAGCCUUCUAGCCUACCCAAGGGCCAAAAAUCAGGGGGAUGCAGAAAAGGGAGAGCAGCUUUGAACAAGGGCCAAACUUACUCCAGAGCUGAGCUGGGCCAGAAGGAUGCCAGCACUGCUGCUGACUCCCAGAGGAAGCCAGAUGGCACUAUCAGUGGCCUGUUGAAUGCUGUGUUUGAGCAACUAACUGCAGCAGAAGCCAAGAAGCUUGAAGAGCUGGUUGAGAUUGUGGUAUAUAGAGUGUUGGAGAGGUUGAAGAUUCCUGGGAAUCAGCAUGUCAGCUUUUUACAGAGGGCUGCUCAGGGAAUCAGAGGAAGAUUUUUUGGCUGCAUGGGAGCAGAACUUUCGGAUACUUCUCUAGAUCACCAUCAGAAAAUGGAAGUGAUGGCAAAAGAGCUUGUAGCAACAGUGUUGGAGAUCUUGGGGGACCAUCUGGCAUCCAGCAUAUCCAAAGCUGCUGAGACAGGGGUGGCAGCCAAGUGGGAGGGGCUGCCUCUUUCUGGAAGAGGCACCCAAGCAGACAAAUCCAAGGUCACUGCAGACAGAGCACUUUCACAGACUUCCCUUGACACACUCACCAGAGAAGUUGUUGAGAGUGUUCACUACACCUUGGAAUCCUCUGUAACUUCUCAGUUUGAACAAGACACUGGCUGUGAGUACACCAAAAUCCUGGAGCUUCCUGAGGGUAAUGUCUCCAACAGACAAGUGCAGCCGUCCCAGACACUUCCAAAGCAGGGCAUGGAAGCAGGACAAGGAUUCCCCAGAGCAUCUGAACAGCAGAGCCUGAAAGCAAUGUUACCUGCCCCUGCAAAAGGGACUGGGUGUCCCAAAACCACGGAACCUGAGGAUUGUGCAAUGGUGAAGGAGAAUUUGGAAAGAAAAAUGAAAAGGUCAACAGCCUUAGCCAACACUUUGGAUAUAAGGACCAUGUCAAAUCGGAUUGCUGACUCAGUACUAGAGCAGAUCAGUGAAUCUGGGCCUGCACCAGCCCCUGACAAGAAUUUUCAAGGACCUGUUGCAAACCCACCCACAUCCCAAGGUGGAAUGGAGAGCCGUGCCGCUGAGGACACUCUCCCUGCCAUGGACCCAUAGCCUUCCCAACAGCCCAUCCCUCCAGCCCAGGCCAGAGCACAGCACAGAGCAGAGCGCCCAAAGCUCAUCUUACACAAGUGAGGUGUGUGACUGGAGAGCUGAAGAGCCCUCAGACAGCAAACACAGACCACAUCCUUGUGGUGGCAAUAAAGAGUUUAUUUCCAA